Molecule: messenger RNA, 554 nt
Organism: Diversispora eburnea
Lineage: Eukaryota; Fungi; Glomeromycota; Glomeromycetes; Diversisporales; Diversisporaceae
Source: the annotation of a GenBank genome assembly
CUAAAAUAAUUAUUAAUUAUGAUAAAAGUGAUAAAAGUGAAAGUGAUUCAUCAUUCACUCAAGAAAAACGAGAUAAUAAAAAAGACCAUAAACAAGAUAAUAAACAAGAUAAUAAACAGGAUAAUAAACAGGAUAAUAAACAAGACAAUAAACAAGACAAUAAACGAGAUAGUAAACAAGAUAAUAAACAAGACAAUAAACGAGAAGCUAUACCUUAUAAAACAGUAAUUUUAAUAUGUGGACAUAAGAAAAGAGAUAUUAGAUGUGGAAUCGCUGGUCCAUUAUUAAAAGAAGAAUUUGAUAAAGUAUUACAAGAAAUGAAAUUGGAUAUUAAAAAUGUUGCUGUAUAUUUGUCUAGUCACCAUUUCGCGGGAAAUGUAAUAAUCUAUCGAGAUGGACAAGGAAUUUGGUAUGGAAGGGUUACACCUUGUCAUGUUAGAAAGAUUAUCGAAAGAACAGUUCUAGAAGGAAAAAUUAUUAAUGAAUUAUAUCGAGGAUCAGUAGGUAAUGAUGAUAAUAGUAAUACUUUUAUUAAUAAAAAGUUGGAUUGGUAA